This is a messenger RNA of Darwinula stevensoni, 3870 nucleotides long. The record is from the annotation of a GenBank genome assembly. NCBI's taxonomy places the organism in Eukaryota, Metazoa, Arthropoda, Ostracoda, Podocopida, Darwinulidae.
CACGAAACCGGUUCCCGCUUCGGAUAUUCUUUCGACGGAGGCGCAGACGAGCUCGCGAGCCAGUAGGUGCCCCGAGCCCACCCGAGUCCCCUCGAGACGUCACCGUUCCCUGGCAACGGAGGAAGACGGGGAAAAUGCUGGGGCGGUUGUCGGUCGCGGUCAGACGCGGUUCUGCCUUCGUCUGCGGUGCGACGGGGAGGCUCUCCGAGAGUCUGCUGGGAUCGUGGAGUGUCGGGUGCGACUCCGCCGGAUUCAAGAUUGGGAUCUGCCCAGGUCGGUUUGCCCAUUCGACGGUCAUGAAACGACCACGGCCGCUGGUCCUGUGUGGCCCGUCGGGCUGCGGGAAGUCCACCCUCACUACCUUGCUCAUGAAGGAUUUUGGAGAUUACAUCAGAUUCUCUGUGUCCCACACGACCAGGCCUCCAAGAUCUGGAGAGCUGAAUGGGGUUCACUACUAUUUUGUGAAUCGAGAGGAUAUGGAAGAGGACAUCAACCGAGGAGACUUCAUAGAGUCGGCUGAAUAUUCUGGAAACCUGUAUGGGACAAGUAAGAGAGCCAUCGAAGAGGUGCAGGAGAUGGGGAAGAUCUGCCUCUUGGACAUUGACAUUCAAGGUGUAAAGCAGUUGAAAUCGACUCCCUUGAAUCCCCUGUACAUCUUUGUGAAGCCUCCCAACCUGGACGAGCUGGAGAAGAGGCUGCGAAGCAGAGGCACGGAAACGGAUGAGUCCAUACAGAGGAGACUUCAAGUUGCUGAGCGUGAAUUGGAACUGGGAAUGAAGCCGGGAUACUUCGACCUGGUGAUAGUGAACGACGACCUCGAAGCGGCGUACAAACACCUGAAGCGGGCAGUCGGGGAACUGGUAGACCAGGCUCGUGUUUGAUUCGCUGCUGCCGUCUUCCCUCUUCUCACUUCUAUCGAUCUCUAUUUGGCCUCUAUUCCUGGCUAUUCUUGACUGCCACCUUGAUCUUGAAGCAUUCUCUUCCUCACCUCAGUACUUCUUGGUUGCUAUCUAACUAGAGUCCUCCAAUAAGUAAUGAUGUGGCCUUACUGCAGAUGAUCAAACAAUUACUUUUUUCAUGGGGAACAUGAAUGGUAUGAGGGAAGCGGCUAUAAACUCAACAGUUGAUGUUUUGCAAUACUGUAUCCCCAAUAUCAUUAUACUGAAACUGAAAUUUAUUUCUGUACCCUUUGGAUUUUUCCCAUGUCUAAGUGACAUUGCUGUUUUUAGUUGCUCCACAGGAAAUGCAUGAUUGAAGCUUGCCAGUCUGUAAUUUGGCAUUAUAUUAUAACGUAUUCAUACAUCAACAAGCCUGUCCCACUCUGACGUUUUAUUCUGAAUUUGUUUGGAUAAAAUUGACCCAUAGAUUAUCCUUAUGCAAUAAUUGCAUAUUGUACCAUUUGGCAUAAAUAUGUAUUCCAAUGAACCUGAAUGCAGUUGUGAAAAGGUGACAUUUUGAUUUGCUAUGUCCUAUCAAGAGAUGAACCUGUGCUCCUCCUUUUACUGCAGUGUCAGGAAAGCCUGGAUGUGUAGUCAUUUGCUUGUCUUUGUGUUAGUCUUAAUCUUUAUCUGGCAAACUAAUGACUGACAACCACUGGCCUCCUGCAUUUGAACCAAAAACUUGGAGAAACCCUCCAACAGUAGCAAUCCUCGUGUAGAUGGUGAGGCCAAAAUAAUGAGAGAUGUAAAGGAAAGAGGAGAAUACCAGAGGUUACAUGGACAAGGUCUUCUUGGGAUGGUUCUUGAAUGGAGCCCACUGCUUUGCUCUGCUUCUAUACCAAAGUUGAAAAUUUAAAUUCAUGAUGAAUUUUUUACUUGAUGAAACUUUAAUAUAAUUGUCAAGUUACAUUACAUUUUGAAUUGUGGCAAAAUUUUGAUCAAAUUGGAAGAUGUAUUUCCACAAGUUAAGGUAUAUUUGGUACUGACAGGCAUCCAGCCAAUGGUGAUGGGGACCUUGCUUCUUGUUGAAUGAAAGGAGGCUUGUUGAACAUGAAACAUUGAUACCAGAGCAUUUUGGCUGUGGAUUCUGUGGUUAUUGUUUUUUUCUGGGUUUUCCCCACACUGUUUUGAGCUGCACUAAUUUGUGGCAUGGGAAGAGUCUUCCCCCCUGAGUUUGGUAUGAUGUAACUUUAGUGACAGUGGGUGAACCAACUGUGGUUGGAAGUUAACUGAAUGGGGCUGCAGACACUGACCACAUUCACUGUUCAUUAGGCUGAACCCAGAGCCUUUGAUAGGAUUUUUCAUUUAAUGUGCAAGACUUCUCAGCAUUGAUGUUCUCAAUGAAAUUGCACCAUAUCACACCAUCCAGUAUUGGAUCAAAAUGUGUAGGCAAGCUUACAUGAUUUUCUCAGAUUUUAUUUAAGUAGUGUGAAUGGAGAAAAAGAACUUCUCUUUUUCUAAUUAUUUCCCACUCCAGUUUCAGAAAUAUGAUAUGGUGGCACUGUAGGAAGCCCUUACUGUACUCUGUGAUGAUUAAGAUUUCAAAUAGUGGGCAGGGUCGUGAAUAUUUCACCACUCCUUCAUUUAUCAAACAGACUCCAUUUCAGGUCUAUUAAUGUGAUGAUUUUGUCUGCUUAUGAAAUUCACACUGGUGAUGGUGGUGGUGGGACACCUGAUGUUUUUCCAUUCGGUCUUUUAAAGUUUUUACUUGAUUUGGUUUUUGCCUUUUUGAUGUUUUGCUACUCUUAUUUUUCCUAUUCAUAUAAUUGUUCUUUUUCUAGUGCUAUUUGAUCUGAGAUAAGUAACUGCUGCUUCAAAAAGACUAAAUGAAUUGUAAUUGAGAGGCAAACAUACAGCUUUGAAGUUUGGUUUCAUAAUAAUCUUAUCAACCAGGAUGUAAACUGGGGAGCAAGCCCUUUUUUCCUUUUGUAAACACCUGAAACAUCACAAGGUCAAUGAGCAUUCAAUGUUAAUUUUAUUUUCAUUCCCUUUCGUUUCUUUUGAUCCCUAUAAACAUUUUUUUUUCUUAGUCAUUUGGAGUCUUUGUGACCUAGCACCACUCAUUGGACUGAUACACUCUUUGGAAAAAGACAUAGUUCAUUAUGGUGAUUCACAGAAACAUGAUUCAAUAUUCUUGAGGGAUUUUUUUUUUCAAUACUUUGGAAUCCUUGGCAUCACCUUCAUCAAUGUGCAGUCUCAUGUUGCCAUUCUCAUGAUUGCAUUAUCAUAUCUUAUGGCUUCUGUAGAGAUGGGGCACUCUCUUUUCAUCUCACUUGCAUUCCUUUAUCCUUGAUGCGUACUUUUGCUGCCAAGGAUGCCUACAGGGGUGCAUGGGAACGGGAAGGAGGAGAUUGGUUUCCGGCCAAAUUUCAAGUCUACCUCUCCCAUAAAGAGAUAAAAACUAUUUUGCUUCUCAAAAAAGUAUUUCUCUUCCACUUAUGACUGCCAGGCUGAUGAAAAUUUUCAUCUUUUUCUUUAGAUGUAUUUGAAUCUCCCUUUAGCAAUAAUAUUGCAUGAUUUUUAUUUGAUGUGACUCUUGCAGCAAUUGUUGUAGCACUGAAGUGAUGACCUAGACUUGUUUUUACUCAAGGAGCAUAUCUUAUCUUGUCAUAGCAAUCUUCUUACCGUCCUGUAAUUUCUGAUUGUCGUUCUAUAUUCCCACAGUGGAAUUAGUAUUGUGGCACAUUCCAAGUAGGUGCAUCUUCUGGUGCCCUUAAUUUGUUUUCCCACAAGUUAGCUAUUUUGGUAUCGCACUUGUGUGUAUUUGCAGCAAAUUCAUCACAAACUCUGUGAUAGAAGUUAGUGUCACUAGAGAACAGGCUGGGCUCCUUAAUCAGAUCAGUGUCUCUAAUAUUUCUCAUCCUAUUAUUAUCUCUAUGUUGAUGCUCGUGAUGGUAUUUGGAAUCGCAAAUCUAUUUCUGCAUUAAAGGGA